AUGGCUUUUUAUAUUUAUAAAUUUGAAUGGAAAGGUGAACCUGAAGAUGAGGUUAAGAUUACAGGAAACUUCAAUGACUGGUCAGAUCCGAUUGAGUUAAAGUACGAAAAUGAUAGGUUUUACACUAUCGUUAAGUCAUCUUCACCUCAAGAUUUGGUGUUUAAAUUCAUCAUCAAUGGUAAUUGGUGUACCUCCGAUUUUUACAGCACUCAUGUUGAUGAACAUGGUAACACCAAUAAUAUAGUCAAAGCAGACGAUUUGACCAUUUUUGAAGAAUUCAAUAAAGAUAGUGAUUCUGAAAAAAUUAAGGGAUCAGAUAAUGUCGGUGUCGCCGAUAGUAGUAAAGGUGGUGAUGUCGUAUCUCCCGAAUCAGGUGAGGAAGUCAGUGGUGAUGUCGUGCCCACCAACAAAACUACAACUGAGAAAAAUGUCGGCAUACAUCAAGUAUUGACCAAUUCUUCUUCAUUCGCUGCAGUUUCAGUACCAUCAAAUGACGAUCCUGAAUCUAUAUCUGAAGAUGUCAAGGCUGAACCUGACUUAUCUGAGUCCACUUCUACCUUGAAUUAUCCUGGUUCUUUCCCUACAUUCCCUGAGCUGAAAAAGAAAGAACCAAGAACCUCUUUGGUCUCAAGAUUCAGAGGUUUAUUCAGAUAA
Molecule: messenger RNA, 654 nt
Organism: Yamadazyma jaroonii
Lineage: Eukaryota; Fungi; Ascomycota; Pichiomycetes; Serinales; Debaryomycetaceae
Source: the annotation of a GenBank genome assembly